GGCGUGGUGUUGGGGCGAUGGACGGGGCUGGGGUGUUCUCAUCGGAUGAGUGAGCGUGCCCUUUGUGCAUAGGCAUAUGUGGAUAGAUUCAUGGAGGCGAUUUGGACAAGCGAGUGCAUGGAUGCCAUCUGUCAAUUGUCUCUUCCCUCAAUUUCCUCGUCGACGUUUGGCAGAUGCUGAGUAUGUCAGACUCUUGAUUGCUCUCCCUCUCUCUCCCUCUGUUUGUGGUCUGUCCUUGCUGCUGGUGUACACCACACCACACUUUCGAUUGACCCUCACCCACCCACCCUUUGUCUGCUGUCUUGUACGUGUGUGUUCGGUGGUUUUCCCUCUCCUGCGCGGCCACAAGGAGAAAGUUGUGACCCUCCAUCGCAGCCGUGGUACCGUGGAGACAGAGUCACGCCCGUGGGGGCGCCCCCACCAAACGCCAUGAGGAGACUUCGAGUUGCCAGCGUGUUGUUCAUCUUGAUUUGUCUCUGGGAGAUAUCAGAUGCGUCAAGGGACAGCAACGUGACAGCCAACGUGACGGUGGGGAUUCUGAUCAACCUCAGCGGCUACCAGGACAAGUGCGGCCUGCAGCGGUUUCUCGCCGUCCUCGCGGCCAUCCUGCACGGCCACCACCGCCACGCCACCUACUGCCCGUCCAUCAAGCAGCUGUCUUCUUCAGCCUCUCUGGUGCCCCACGUCAAUUGGGAGGCGAGGGACACAGAGGGCCGCCCGUCUCUCUCUCGGAUAGAGUCGUACAGGUGGAUGGAGGACCGCAGCAAGUGGCGGGGGAGGCUCGUGGGAGUGCUGGGGCCGACCACCAGCGGGUCUAGCCGGGUGGUGGGGCAGGUGCUGGAGAUUGAGGGGAUACCGCACCUGCCCUGGGUGGCGUCCGACACAGAUGUCGUCGGCAAGAAGAUCUACCCGUUCACGUUCAGAACGGUCAGCGCGCAGCCACAGCCACACACAAAACACAAUCAUCCAUUGCUCAUAUUCUUGUGUGUAUGGCACGUCAGGUCGCGUCGAAUGCCCUGAUCGCUCAGGCCGCUGCAUCUUUGAUCGGCUCCUUUGGCUGGUCUGAGUUUAUUGCUGUGAGCAUACCGGCCGACUCGACGUCCCAGGACAUCUUCAGCGACCUUUACUUCCAAGUGACUGGUUUGGUCUGACCAAGCCUGGCAGCGGGCGACGACGGCAGCAAAGUAGUGAA
Molecule: messenger RNA, 1192 nt
Organism: Vitrella brassicaformis
Lineage: Eukaryota; Vitrellaceae
Source: the annotation of a GenBank genome assembly